GUUGGAAUGUCAUAUUUUAGGGGAUAAUACCCACACGGACAGAUGAUGUUUGAUGUCUGUGUUUUUGUUUUGAUGUUGCUUUUUUAUGCUCUUUCUUCAAUUCUUUCUAGCAUGAGUCAUAAAGAUCCACUUAGGAGAAGAUUAACCAUUAAAGGGACCAUUGCUCAUUCAUUGUCGGGAUAUUUGAAAAAAAACAGAAGACAAAAAUUGACUACAAAUGCCUCAUUUACAAGAUGUUUUGCUGAAAGUAUUUUUCGACGGAAAAUUGCUCUUUCUGGAGGAAAGGCACUGAAACUAAUGCCAAUCCCUCCUCUGGGAACCCGUUAUAAACAUGCUUCCGGUUUAUUUUUGCAGUGUUUAUCAAACUAUUUAUAAACAGCAUUGUGCUGCCGAAAGAUAAGCAAAAGCCCUUAUCAACAACGACUGAUCUAAUAAUGGUCACAUACCGUGUGUAGAUACGACACGACACGGUAGAAACAACCAACAAAAACCAUGGCGCGGUGUAGGGACCCGACCUUCUCUGAUUGGAUUUGAAAAAUAAAGUUAAUUCCCUGCUAAUGUGAUGCACCCUUCAAAUUCGUUUCGUUUUGAUUUAAUCUCUCGCUAGAAAAGUCACUUUCGUGAUAUCCUUUUUCACAACCGAACCAUUAGGGAUUAGCAAGGAUGGUACUAGAUCAUGACGUCCUAGUUUGUGUGGACACGUACGAAAGAUGCGCACCAGAACCGUGAGCACCCCACUGAUAUUCCAUCACUCGUCAUUAGAGUCGGCCGUCGGGAAAGAUCUCACCGUGGAAUCGCGAGGGGAAGCGGCGAACCCUAUACGUAAAAGUGCAACUUUGUCACCGGACACGUGCCGGUUUCGCCAGGUUCGUGUGAUCACCCUUAUCACUUGCACACAUCUGCUGCCUCGCUGACCUUUAUCAUUUGCUGGUGGUGAGAAAAGGGUGAGAAAAUCCUUUCCGUGUGUUUCCUGUUUAUUUUUUUUGGUUUUGCUUUGUAUCCUUUGAUAUCGCCUCUCCCGUUGCUUAGUUUUAUUUCGUACACCAGCAAUCGCUUUUCUCUCUUUUCCACACCGAUCAGCUCACUCGCUUGCACACAUGCUCUGACUCACACAUCUAGUUAUCCGGAAUGUUAUCCUUCUAUUCAUAAAAUUCACCGAACGAGAAUGGUGAGCGUAAGCAGCUGAUGUUGCUCACGCUUGGUUAUCGUCCGUUCACGUUCACUCUCUCGUUCUCUCUCUCUCUUUUUCUCUGUUUACAUCGAAUGUAUGUGCGCGUACGAAAGUUGCCAUCAGCCGCAGCAUGGCCGUUUUGUUGGAAAGCGUGCGUUUUUCAGUUACGUUUCACUCUCCCAGAGAGCCGCACCUGCACCUUGACGAGGAGCGCGAUUUUUGUUCCAUUCUCGACGGUCAUGAUCCAUGUGCUUUUGGGAAGGUUGUUUGAUGCAACUUUAACGCGCGCGACUGUGUGUGUGUGUAUUUAGCGUGAUUGUUUUACCUUUUGCGUUUGGUGAGCACUGCUGUGAUGAGCGUUAUCAUACGAUCUACCUGCAUGUCACCGGUGUGAUGUGUCGCUGCUGAUAAAGUGAAUAGUGAGCGAUGUGUUUGAGUGUUUUUUUGCUUUCAUUUUGUCAUAUUCUUUUGUUUAAAGUCGUGUCCAAGUGUUGCAAAGCGAUGUGAAUUAAAAAGCGAUCCCAAAAAGUAUUCUUAUUAAGAAAAAAAGUGUCCGAAUUCGUUAUGCUUGGCGGCAGCGGUGAUUAUCGCAUCAGUAUGUUUGUUGGUCAGCUUCAGUUGUUGUGGCACCUAGCGCUAGUGAUUAUGGUAGUAAUUGAUCGCAAAGUGAAGGAAAGUGCUGCACACAGUGAAAUUGUGUUUACCAAAAAGUGUAUUUGAUGCAGUGUUAAAUAAAUAGCACGCAGUGGAAUGUGCCGUUUCGUGUGCCCGUUUGGUAUAUGUUUGAAUUGAUACAAAAUGAAAAUAAAAAUUGUUCAAUAAAAAUACAUCUUCGGUGUGGGCGUGCACGUGUGCCAAUAUUUGUGAUACGCCGGUUAAGCUUCGCGCACUCAACAUCAACAAUCGAACGUGCGAAAACAUCAGACAAACGGAAGAGAAAAAUCAUCACAUCCCAAAACUCCUUUUUCUCCUGUACCGCGUAUCCUUGUUGGGGCUUUAGAAGUGAUGAAAAAAAAGUAGUAGAACAAAAAACUUCAUUUCCAACAAAAGGUGGAGAAACUCCAACAUCCCAACAACGGUGGAGUCCAGAAGAAGAAAAAAAGGAAACUGCUACCAAUGCUUUCGAUGUUGUGAAAUCAAAUAAAAAUCCUUAUAAAAAAUCAAAUCCCGCUCCUGCUGCAACCAUUUGAGAGAUGUGAAAUAUUUGCCCAAUUCGGGUUGCAACUCUUCGCAUUUGGUUUCCACCACUCCGAACCUAUCCGGUGGGGUUGGGACACGGUUGAGGGAAACCUGGACAACAGUAAACAAUUCGUUCGACACCCGAAUGCAGCUCGGCAUGACUAUCGAAUGCUACGCAAUUAUGGCAACAGGCAUGGGUAAGUCACCAAAUUCAUCUUCAUCGUUCUGUUUCGCAGACGAGCGCAUAAGAAAUAUCCGGCAAGUUAUUUUUUUUUUUAAAUUAUAUUUUCAUGAUAUUCUUUAAUACCUGAACUACUUAAUGUUUUCAGCGUUUUUUUUUAAUUUCUUGGUGAUUAUGUUGGAAACAAUUUCAACACCAAUCUAAAGAGUUGAGUUAUGUUUUCAAUAUUUUUUAACCGCAAAAAUAAUUAUGAUUAGAAGGAUCCAGCCUUUCAGUCAAAAUGUCAAAUAUGGCAGUUCUCCUCGAGAUAUACCUUUAAAAAAAAACAAACCCAUUUACAAUUAGAUAAUGGUUCGUUGUUUUUUUUUAAAUAAACAACUUACUUUGCACUCGUAUUUAUCAACAUACAGCAACACUUGGCAAGCUAAACGGUUGCCUUUUGGUGUUGUUGGUUUUUCGCCAACCCCAUUUUAAUCGCCACCAAUUGAAUCUACUUAGUCGUAAGUACGGACGGACCGGGACAAUCAUACGCCAAGUGCAUCUAAACUAUCGGCUUAUCUUUACGCUUCACCUGCGCUCAAAACCCGCAUUCCAAUUCGCCCCAAACCCGGCUUUUGGAGUAGGUUACACGGGUGGACGAGUGGAGGUUUGUUAGUGUUCUGCAGAAACGCUGCACUUAUCAUCAACACUUUAUCAUUUCGUUCGUGGUGUGGGACACUGUAUGUAAAACAGGCGCUGAUGGUAUUUUUGCAUUUAGACACUGGGUGUGUUUUGUUUUUUUUUUCUCGCACACGUGGUCGCUUCACUUUUAUUGCUUCACUUAUUUUGCAUUCCCGUUGCGCGAGUUUUUUUUCUUUGGUUGUUGUUUUGUUUCCGCUUUACCUUCUUUCGGAUACCUCGGCCGCUUAUCACGUGGGAAGCUAGUCAAACGCGAAGGCACUUCGUAAAAUAGUGCCCUCCGUUCUUUCCCUCUUUCCAUGUGUGCAACCCCUCCCCCGGGUGAUAUGUGCUGCACACUGAGGUGUAUUUUUGUGAAUGUGUGUGAGUAUAUUUUAUAUUAUUAUUUUUUAUUUCUGUGCACCGUUGUGUGCACAAGCGCGCGCUUUUUUAACGACUGGCACACUAUCGCUACUCCACAAAACUCUUGCCCGUCACCCAGUCGCUCGUCCUUUUUUAAAUACGCGAAAAAAUAACCCUUGUCAGAAAAAACCCCUUCGAAGCUGAUCGCGCUUUAUAAUAAUGGAGGUAUCGCAAAUGCGUAGACCAACUGCCGCUUGGUUAGCUUUGUGCUGCAACAACCCAAAUUGCAAGCAAGCAUCACAUCGCAAAAAAAAACAAAAGCAAAUGGAGAGGAAUAAAUUUUAAAAUGAUAAUAAUACCAUCCUUACCGUUCCUUGGUGGACGGGAGCGAAUGUGGGCGUAAAUAUUUUUUAAAUAAAAACACACGUACAAAAAAACAUGUUGCAUGUAACGGUCGGAAGCGUUGGUACUCGCUUUGUAAGUUUUUUUGGGGUUUUUUUUAUCGAAAAAAACGGGCGAGAAAAUGGGGCUGAUAAACAAACGUUUUCAAAAAUUCCUGUUUUCCUGCAAAAAAAAUUUAAAGCAGCUGCCAUGUUUGUUGCGUUUAACGCGAAAGGUUUUCCCUUAUUUGUGGUAUUGAAAAUUUAUGUCACUUUUUUUCUUCAUACUUGUUUCAAUUUAAAAAAACGAUAAAGAAUUAUGCUCUUUAAGUUUCUUUUUAAUUAUAUUUUCAUAUUUUUCCCCACUAAAUAUGUUUAACGUAACAACUAUAUUUUCUGCAUAUUAAAUAUAAAAUGGAGACGCCUGGUGUUUCACGAUACGAUCAAUGUUCGGUCGCGUACUAUAGCUAAUCGGGCGCGUUCCCGAAUUAUUGCAAAUUCUCGCUACUCAAAUCGUGAACGUGAUGCAACAAAAUCCGUAAAUAAACCAGCCAGGAAAAGAUUAAACAUUCGAGUUCAUUAUAAACCGCCUGAAGGGGGCUGGUCGAAUCAAAGGUACACCUUUACCAUUUUUACUAGUUUUUGUUUUGUUUCCUACAAUCUGCUACUAGAUUAGGGUAAUAUAACGAAAAAAAACAGUGCCAGCCUGGGUAACAAAAAAAAAACAAUUCAAAAUUUAAGUAAGUACGUGCUGCAUGGUAUGACUCGUAUUCUCCAGCGUUGGUGAGCUUACCAGGAGUUUUUGCUUGUUAUUUUAUAAGCAAAAGGCGCACGAUAGUUUGGCCAGUAUGGUCGGUAAGAUAAGAACCCGUGCUGCCGUGUGGAACAGCGUGGCGUCUAAAAUAAUAAAAAAAACACAUCUUUUACAGUCUGCUAUCCUGAACAUCAACCUUAAAACGAGGCUGGAAACGCAAUAGUUCUCUUUUUCGAAGUAAGCGAGGUGAUGGAGGAAGUGGAAAGAGAGGAAGAAUGGAAACGGUGUUUGGUGAUCUUUUUUUUCGUAUAUAAUUCCCACGCUUCUUGCAGCAAUGGUCUUCGUCGGAGUGCAUUUAAGGUCCCGGUGCAGUACUGUUCUUGUUUGUUCAUUGGCUUUUUUAUUCGUUGAGUCUAUGCAUUUUCCUAGUUUGGCUAAUUUUUUUUACUAUUAUUAUUUUCACCCCCUCUUUUCAAUGCCAUGCCUCUAGCAGCACGAACGAGACCUACUUUAGUCUUGAUGUUAUACUUUUUGUUUUUCUUUUUUUGGGGUUCAGUUUUUGCUUUCCGUUGAUCCAAACGUUAAGCAAAGUGCAGUCUGGCACACUGCUACUUUGCUGAUAAAACUGCAAACUCCCAUCAUUUUACUUCACGAAACAACGAACAAGCGACAAACAAACAAACAAAAUGCACUCACACAAACACGCGCGUGGAUACACAAUUUUUGGAUACGGGCAAAGCGCCGGUGCAUUUCUUUAUCGUGCACACGUUUUUUCGGACUUUACCUAACCGGGUAGGGUUGGGUUAGAUGUUAGCUAGUUGGAUGCGGACAGACGAAGCUUGAAGCUGCUUGGGUGGUCGCUUCUAUACCAUUCCAUCGGUUCGGGCUAUGUGUAUUUUAUUUCGUUUCCGUUCCUUAUCUCACACCGUUGAUUUUGAACCUCGCUCACGCAGAUCACGUAAUGGUUGGAGAGAUGAUCAAACUAAAACACGGAAGGUUACUGCUUACAAAGGCACCUUUUUCUACAGUAGACGAUUUUCUGCCGGUAUUCCAAUGGUUUCAUGAAUGAUGUUUGCGUAUAUAAAUGCUAUCAUAGAACAUAAUAGAAGAAUAGAUUAUUCUUCAUUUAGGAAUUUUAAAAUUCUUUUCACUUUCCUUACUACACUGAACAAAAAUUAAAAUUGAAAAAUCUUAUCCGUUCGCUAUCGAAAAAAAACGGAAAUGAUUUACAAGCGAAGUCGGAGAACACAAGAAUGAUUUUUUUAAAUAAAUUUUACUAUAACUAGUAGUUUAAUGUUUGAUAUUUUGAUACUAUCUAACAUAUUAAAAAGCGGUUCGUACCAUAACUAUAAAAACAUGUAAUCGUUUGCUAAUUAAACAUACUUAAAAAGAGCACUAAAAGACCAGCGUUUUUGAAAAGAUUUGCAACAUAAAAAAGCAUAUUUUCACAUUUUUUUUACUACUAUUGCUAUAUUUUCUACCUACAUGAAACGGACUUCUACGUUAUGAAAACGAAUGCAAGAAAAUACCAAAAUUUAGAUGUUUAUAUGCCAUCUUUUAAAAAUUAAAAAAAAAUCUUUAAGGCUUUAAAAUGCCUCUAGUCUAGUUAAAAUGCUCUCAGUUAUCCAACAAUCAAGUAGUCAUGAUAAGAUUUUGUGUAUUACGAUUUUUAACAAUUUUAAUUUUUGUUACCUCAAGCUAUACAUCUUUUUAUUUCUCUUAAAUUAUGCUACAAUUAAACUGGAAUAUUAUUUAACAUUGACAAAUGUUGUUGCGAAGGCGAUGUAUUUCCUUUUUAAUUUUACUACUUUGAUUUUGUGCUAAUCUCCUUAACUAAUUAAUCGUAUAAUUUUGUCUAAGAUCUAAAGCGUUUCUUUCAAUUGUUUGUCACAACAAUUUGGAAAUAUAAUCACAACAUAAACUGUGUUUCUUUAACACUAGAACUACCGGACCAGUCAUUUUGACUGGAACGCUUCAUUUUCAUCACAUAAUUUUUUAGGGUUAAAUAAUUCUAAGGUAGGUGAAACAUGAGUUUCACAUAUAUAUUCUAAAGUACGAUCUGCAAUAAACAAUAAAAUAUACUCUAACUCUUCGAAAUUGUUUAAAAAUUAACCACAAACAAAAAACGCUUAAAACGCUUGGUAGUUCUAGUGUUAAACUAUCAUUUUGUAUAUAAAUGCUACAGUAGGUUUCCAUUUCCUUUCCCUGGAUGAUGAGCGAUCGGGAAUGAUUGCAAGUCCACGCAGCUUAUUGUCAACGCUAAUCAAUCAUACGCUGCCCAUUGAAACGAUUGCACACCACCAAAUAGCCGCCAGGCAACUGAUAAUACACUCGAAACCGUAUCGUCCGAUAAUCAGUUCACCAUCACUCGAAUGUUCCCUACCCCUACCGCCGAUAACGGCCAAUGUUGGAUGCGUUUGGGUGCUGUGUUAUCUCACCUGCCCUAUCGAAACAAAAAAAAAAAAACCCGAACUCAGGAGUCCGAUAACGGCAGCUCGCACUGUUGGCCGACUUUUGAUUAGCCAGCAAACUGUGUAUUGGGUAGACCAGCGGGAAGAUGUUUGCUUAUCUGUCACGGGGAGAGCGAAUAUGAUGCGCCCCCCCAAUCAUUGAAACGUUACAAACCAUGGUACAUAUGGAGCAGAGGGAGGAAAUUGAUCUGCCACGCUGAUAAUGGAACCAUCGAUAUGCGUUCCGUGAACUGUCUUCGAUGGGCUCACGGUUAUCAAUUAAACUCACCGUACAAGGUUGCCGUACAAACGAUGUUCAUCGUUUCGCCCAUGUGAAACAAAUCGAUCACUUUUGAAGAAUGAUUGCUGAUAGGCAGGAUAAGUGCGUAUAAGGGUUAACCAUAGCGCUAGUUGUAGUCGGGAAAUGGAGUCCUGUUUUACUGCUGAUACACGUUUCGAUAUACGUAAAUGGACAUUAGAAGAAUUGCGCUGCUCUGGAAUAAGGUCCCCCCACAAACAAGAGCACUACUAUAUUCAUAUAAACUAGUUAUGAACAAAGUCUGAAUCGUACAUAAAUGCAUCACCGGCAUAAAUAUUCAUAUCACACCUAACGUAUGUUUUGUCGCGAACUUCCCUGCCCUCUUACCUGCUUCCUCGCAUGCUCGAGCCGCAUAUCUGAAACAUUCGCCAGAUGCACAUUGCAUACCAGGGCAGAUAACAAUCGACCACCAGGGACGUACGACUCCAACCACGAGCUAUCGUCCGUAUCCAAGUGCAAGAAUCUUGCAAAACCCGGUACCCGGGCUACAACAAACGGGCAUCAAUCUCCGGCACUUCCGUCCGGACGAGUUCACGAAACGAUAACGCACCGGGUUUACGUCCAUGCGCAUCGCAUACCGCAUGUAUCGUGAGUGUUUUCCAGUUUUUUGGGGCGGGUGAAACAUUCGGAGAAAGCUACGUUUCGAGGAACGUACACGAAAACGGGGUCCGACUUUGCACGCGACAUCCAUCGUGACACUUUGAAGCUCCCAGUGUGUCAAGAUUACAUCUGGUGCCUUGUUUCCAGCGGUCCAGGCAACGGACGAUCACAAAUUUGCCAUCGAGUUCCACAGUAAACCAACAGUGACAUUCCAGGCCGUGCUGCGAGAAUCCGUACGCCCGAAGCUUGCCGCGUACAAUGUCACAGCGUAAUAGCGGCAGUAGCAGAGUUGUAGUAGUUGCGCUGCUUAUCGUAAGGUUUCAUUUCCGGAUAUGAAGUUUUAUCUUUCGCUCGUACUGUUUAUGUACGUUGUUCGCGUGAUACGCGCUCUGCCCGGACCUCGUUUACUCUCUUCGCCGUACCGGGUAGUACCCAACCCUUCCCACCUCAUGAAAGCGAGAGGUCUGAUCCCAUCAUGCUCCUUUAUUGGGACAAAUGUAGCGCCAAGUGCCAACUGUGGUAUACCAGACCACGUUCUCUACAUCAAAAAUGGUCCUAUUUUGCACAGUGGCUCGUUCUUGUCCGGCUAUGUGCGCUUAUGCCAUUUUUUGUUUGACCGUUGCAUCCGCCUGCAAACAGUGGAGAGAACUCCAACACUGACGACUGAAACGGGGGCUGAUAUUACAUGACCGAUCGUAGUGACCAUUGUCGAUAAGCGCCGGAUAGUGUUCUGACAGAUGAAUUUUGAUUUCUGAAUGCUUCUCUCGGUCCGGGAUGACCAUAAAACCAACGGUAGCUAUGCAUUGGGGACAGCCGUGUUUACUAACCUUUGAGGUUAUUUUAAAAUCAGAAAGUCCCAUCAAAUUGCUCCACAAUAGGAAGGAUUAAUCACAAAAGGAAGAAUUAAUCUGAAAAUUUUUGAAUAUCUGAGUUGAUAUAAAAUUGAUAAAAUUGGAAUUACUCACAAAGUCAACUCUUAAUUAUCAACGAUAUCCGUCCGCUAAUCAAACAAAGAAUCCAUACCACCAUUAAUCACAUCCAACACACCAGUGACAGUUUCAGACCGACAUGCGAAGGUAAUUGGGGGAGGGAUAUUGUUCGAUUUGUGAUCACCGUCCACCAUUACCAUCCGAGUUCUGGCUUCCGUUCUCGCAAUCGAAUCCUAUUCCGGAUUCGUUUGCGAAGCAACGACAGCACAAGCAGGCAAGGCCGGACUGGGCCCGUACGGCUAUGUCUUAUCGGCUGUUCCAAUCUUUCGUGUCGCUUAUCUGGACCGGCCUCUGCCACUCGAGUGGAGUUGCCUUGCCUUGGAAAUAAGAUUUGAGCAUCGGUCUCGAGCAGAACCUAGCGGUUUGACUCAUGGGCCAGACAGGAAGAAAGAAAGAGACCUCGUCCGAACGGACGAAGGGAAACGAACAAAGUGGAAAGGAACUGUUAAUAACGUUCCAUGUUUGACUAGCGAUAAAGUUAUGAUGAAUAUUUUUCGCUUAUCUUCGAUAUCGCGCCAGUUCGCUUGGCCGACUAGCCCUAGCCUCUGUCGUUCAUGGAUCGCGAGGGACGCGCACAGUCCACGGAAGUAAGGUGUUCGCGCGUCCGGUUUUCUUUGCCUACCAUCGGUUUCUUCACCGUGCUUUUUGGGGUAUCACCUUUUAGUGCCUUAUCUAGUGUCCGCCGAUGAGAGUGUGCAGGGCUCUUAGCUACCUAUGCGAUUGGAUUCUCUUCAGCUCGGACGCACGUUUGUGGGGACAUAUUAGGAGCGCCUCCGGGGGCUGUAGAUAUAGACCCACUGAUAGGAGUGUACAUUUACAUACCGGUACACUGGGCAAAAGGAGCACGGGCAGGGAGGUGAUAGGUGGAAAUCCAAUGGGCCAAUGUGGUUCUGAUAAGACUCGCCCAUACAUUUCGUAUUGGCAUUGGCGGCUGAAGAAGACGUUUUGGACGAUAGGUUUGACGAUCACCUUCGCCACCAUGUGCAGCCGUACGAUGUCUAAGAAUACUGGAUGGGAACCGGGGUGCUGGUGAGGCGGGGUAAGGUGUCCAAAUAUAGCUUCAUACCCAUAUCUCUAGCGCUCGUUAUCGGAGGAGCGGAUCUAGCGAGGGGUACUGCUUGCUGGGCCCUUCAAAUCAACAAACCAAUCUCUACACCCGGACCGUCCAUUCGUGCGCCGGCCUGGCCAUCCAGAUGCGAGGAUGGCUCUUUUCUUAUCUUCGCGCAAUUCGAUUAUAUCUCAAUCCUGGCGGUUGUAGUGGAGUGCAAGGGGCCAACAAGAUGUUCAUGCCCCGGCUCGUCUGUCGCUGUAGUGCUUGCGAUAUGCAGUGUGAAUGGUACACGGGGCGGUGGCCAACCGGGUUCAGUCGCAGAGUGACUCGCACCGCGAUAACAACGCACUGUUGUGCUGUCUGUGAAGCAUUUUGUAACGCACAACUAGUGAAAACCUUUUUUUAGCUGCUCGGGAGUGGUUUGAAGUGUCUCUGUAUGUGUGUGUGUGUGUUUCUAAAAAGAUUUAAAGUUUUAAUGAAGUAUGUGAUUAUCUAAGUCUUACAACAAAAUUUUAGUUAAUUAAACCUUUGACGCUCUGUCAAAGUAAAGUGCACUAUGUCAAUGUGGUAAAAGUGUUUAAAAAAAGCGAUAAAAAUUUUAAAGUGAUUUAAAGUGUCUCGUAGCCUAUUUGCCGUGAAUGUUCGUGUGUUCCAUAUAUCCGCAUAACCGCCACCGACCAGUGAUAGACGGCCACCAAAUGCAUCCCAAGCUGUACGAGCUGUUACGCUCGAGAAGCACGAAGAUCAUGCUCGGAGACGAUGAGGAAGCCGGUGACGAACACCACCAGCAGCAGCAGCAGCAGUCCCAGACUGUAGCGGAGGAAAACGGUGAUAGCAACAGCACAAUAGGAAGCAACAACGGUAACAACAACAGCGGGAACAGUAGCGUUAGUAAUAGCAAUCACAGCAGCCGAAGCAACAGUAGUACCGAAAUGAAUGGUGGCGGUGGAAUGGACGGAGCUGGUGGUGGUGGUGGUGUCGGGCAAGAGACGGAAAUGAGCGAUAGAAGCCCACCGCGACCGGUAGCGACACCUUCGCCUGCAGACAACCAUCCAACCCCUGGCACAGCAUCCGAUGCUGGUGAUCCGGACAGUGGUGACACACCGGCAGAUGAAACGAUGCUGUCGCUGCGUGAAAUUAAGCAAGAACCGAACGUAGAACAAGAAACGACAGGCAAAGAGCAUAGACCCGGUUCGACUAGCUCCUCAUCCCAAGGCCAAACGCCCUCACCAACGCCCGUACCGAUGCUGCGGCUAAAUGUGGCCCUUGCGUCCGAUCCGGCCGCUAAUCCGGACGCGAAAGAUCUCAAACAUCUUAGCGAUGCUGAAGCCGCCCUCGAGGAGAAGCAAUCUCAAUCCCAACAGCAACAUGCGCUCAAUAUGGCCAUCGGUCCACCGCCUGCACUGCAAUCGCUCGGGGGCAAUACACCGCCAGCUUUACUUAGCCGUAAACCAACGCCAUCUCUCAAAGGGCCUGAACUAACGCUGCCGGUCGAAUUGCCACCACGGCUUCCCAUGUACAUAUGUGGACCCUGUGGCAUUCGCUUUUCCUCCGCUUCGACGCUCGAAGCACACCAAACGUACUAUUGCUCGCAUCGCAAAGAUGCGGACGAUGGUGGUGGCGGCGGUGGAGGAGGAGGAAGUGGUGGCGGAACUGGUGGGACAGGAUCCAAUGCUGUGUCGGCGGGUGGUGCAUCCACUGGUGCAACCGGUGUCAAGAAUGCACAUCCAGGCGGCGAUGGCACAGGCGAACCACCGGCAAAAGCACUUAAAACUGGCAAACAGUACGCCUGCUCGCAGUGUUCGUACAGCGCGGACAAGAAGGUAUCGCUUAACCGACACAUGCGCAUGCAUCAGUCAUCUCCAUCGCCAUCACCGGUCGGUGCGAUCGUAAACGGAGACGACGCGGUCGUUCUCGCUGGCCACCACCAUCAUGCCCAACAGCAGCAGCAACAGCAGCAACAACAGCUUCAGCUCAUCCAAGCGCAAGCAGUUGCCGCUGCCGCAGCCGUACUCCAUCAACAGCAGCAGCAGCAGCAGCAACAACAACAGCAAGGACAACAAUCACAAGGACCAGCACCACAGGUCGAUCGUUAUUGUUCCGACUGUGAUAUACGAUUCUCCAGCACCAAGACAUAUCGGGCGCACAAACAACACUACUGUAGCUCGCGCCAUCGGGAAGGCCAACAGUCGAACAACUCGACGCCGAAACCAUCCGCUGCUCCAAAGUCGGGUUCGCAGAGCCCACCAGACGUGCCGAAAACGCCACCGGUGGCCGCCAGUCAGCAACCGUUUCUGGCCCUGCCUACAAACCCCAUCAUCGUGAUACCGUACUCGCUGAUCCGUGGUGCUAGCGUUAUUCCGGGUUUGCUCUCAUCCCUUGCACCCGGUGUGGCCAACCCUGAAUCGGCUUGUUUUAUCUUUCAAAACGGAAGUUUACAACCGAUCGCAAUGUCGCUAGCGUCACAGGUGCAAGCAGUGACGGCUGCCAUAGUUCCGGGUUCCGGGUUUGAAGGAUUGGUAGGCCACAAUCAAGCACAACGACCUACGCCAACAUCCGGUGCUAUUAGUUGCAAUCAGCAGCAGCCACAUCAGCAACAACAACAGCCUUCCCGAGGACCUACGCCAAACAUAUCAAACAGUAGCGAUAACAACAGUGUCCAUAGUGGUGGUUCUGGUGGCGUUGGUGGUACAUCAUCAACUGGCGAAGUGCUUAAAGCGAUCAAUAAGCGGGACAAUUCUUGUAACAAAGAGCAACCGACCGGUUCUACUCCCCUCGAUCUUUCGGUACGACGACUAUCACCCGGUGCAAUAGGAAGUUUAAGUCUCCGGGAACGAUCGCUCUCACUGUCGUCGGCGGUUUCGGCCGAUCCACGGCUUGAUUUCGACAGUCUCAUGGAGGGUAAAGAGAAUUUAUCCGUGAGCGGUGAUUCGCUCACACCGGAACAGAUUGUGUGUGCACCUUCGUUGCCCGGUAGUCCACCGCUUACACCCUCACCGAAACGUCGCUCUAACAGUCCCCGCGGCGGUGGAGGCCAACCAGUAUCAGCCACCGUAGCCGCAGCAGCAGCAGCCGCCGCCGCAGCCGCAGCAGCUGGACAGCAUGGUCUCGGUGGCCCUGUCGGUGGAUUAUCCAUUUCUCCGCUAACAUUGCAGCAGCAACUUAUGCGACCAUUGUUACCGGCUGACAUAGCACUACGCCUGUCGGCCGUUGGUGAUCCGGCCGUUAAUCUGAACCUCAACAUCCUGCCCAACGCACAUCCGCUACUGACGAAGCAAAGUGUCGAGCUGGCGCUUCGACUUUCCUCCACGGGUGGUUCCGCUUCCGAUGGGUUGACGAAACCACAGAUAUCUCCACUGCUCAAUAGCAUCUCUCCCACGGGUGGUGGCCCGGUGGCUGUAUCCAGCGGCGGAUCCACCACCGUUCUCUCAUCCCAAUCGCCCCAAAUCUUCGUAAAGCAGGGCGAUUCGAAAUGCAAGGAGUGUAACAUCGUGUUCUGCAAGUACGAAAACUAUCUCGCCCACAAGAAACAUUACUGUUCCGCACGCAACCAGGACGAUGGUGAGCUGCCCAAGGUCAGUCCACCGAUUUCGCCCCAAACGUUAGCGGGCGGUACCGUGCCGUCCGGUGCUAGUCCGGCAAUUAGCGUAGGUUCGGUUGCGUAUCAGCAGCUUAUCUGUGCGGCCUGUGGUAUCAAGUUCACCUCGUUGGAUAAUCUCAGCGCUCACCAAAUGUACUACUGCCCGAAGCGGAUCGAUGCCACACUACCAGUGAACGCCACACCGACCGCUGUAGUGACAGCGCAACCACACAAGGAACGUUGCUCCAAAUGUAAAAGUAUGCACGAACCAGGCCAACCGUGUACAGUCGCCGGUCACGGUGCGUAUAAAUGUCCGAUCUGUGAGGAGAUCAGUCCCAACUCGACUGAGGCACGUCGCCAUAUGGAUACGCACGGUGGCGUAAAGGCGUUCCGAUGCACGAUCUGCCGGUACAAGGGUAACACACUACGUGGUAUGCGUACACACAUUCGGAUGCACUUCGAUAAGAAAACGAGCGAAUUUAAUGAGGAAAACUUUAUCACCUGCAUACUGGAAGAGGACGGAAUUGAAAUACCACCGGCAGGAGCACAGAAUGCAGCUGCCAUGGCCGCUGUUGCUGCUGCACAAGCGAUCGCAUCUCAAAAGUUCGCACCGGUACAGGAACCGCUUGAUCAUACGGGCGUCCCGCGCAUUUCACCACCGACAGCACCGGCUGGCAAUGGGCAGCUUGUGCGGCAUCACUGUGAGUUUUGUCCGUACAGCUCCAGCUAUCGGGUGAAUGUGGUUAAACAUAUCAAACACGUACAUGGGCGGGAAAGGCCGCCAACUGGCCACUCACCAUUGAUUGGUGAAGGAGGUGAAUCUUUGCUGUACAAUGGUACGAUCGGUAGUGAAACGGGCAGUUCCAUUGUACGACCACCGGUUGCGAGCACACCAGGACUUACCGUUGCAAAUAGUCAAGUCAUUAAAACGGAACCAAAGGAUGAUACGACGAACAGCAGUGAACUGCAGGAGGAUACGGAUACACCGGACAUUAAUGUGGACGUAGUGAUGGAGGAACCGGCGAUCAAAACGGAAGUCUUUGAUCCACACAUGCCCUCACUCAACUCACCACUCGGUUCGCCACCGUCACCACUUUCUUCUUCCGCCGUAUCGACCAUGGUACCGGGGGCCACUGUUAGCCAGAAAACGAAAUCUCAUCCAACAGCGAAUACAACAAACUCACCACCAUUGGAGCAGGGUAUUAAAACACCUUCACCUCCGACAGUGGAGACGCCCGGUGGUUCACCAGCCGCACAGCAGCUAUCUGUCCUGCCGCCCGGUCCCAAGUACUGUGACACGUGUGAUAUCACGUUCAACUACACCAACACGUACAUAGCGCAUAAGAAAUUCUACUGCAAGGCAGCGAUCGCAGCAGCGUCGGCAGCGGCAAAUGUCACUACCAACAGCACGAGUGGAUCGAUUGUUGGACGGCGUAGUGCAUCCGCGUCACCUAGCCGGGCAGCAACCGGUGGUGCAACAAGUCCUGCCGUUGCGGUAGCCGUCAAUCGAGCGACGGAAACAUCGGUUUAAGGAAAAGAAAACACACACACCUGUGCAAAGUCACCGACGAGAGCAUUACCAUGUGUAUACGAAGUUAAAGUUUAGUCAGAUCGUGAUCUUGUAAGGACAGAGAAAAAAGAGGAUCGCCUCCGAAUUGUGUAUUUGUCAACGGGGGAGGGGCGGGCAUUUAAAGUAGUUCCUUACAGAAAAGGUAAACAUUUCCCAAGGAAUAAAAACAAAAAAGUGUAAAGCGAAAAGAGUGCGGAACGGAACACGGAACAAUCAAUGUUUAGCUUACUUACUCUACGAUCUUUCAUUCGUAGCCUUGCACACAGACAGACAUACGAUCAGGAAGAACGUAAGCAUGAUGGAACUGAUAAGGAAUAUUUGCUGAUAAAAGUAAAAGUAAAGCUUAACCUUACCCAUUGUCUCCCUUAAUGCAGAAGCAUUUAAAUACUAAUAGUAAAAUAGUACACGGGUUUGUGUCCAGCCAACAGGGGAGGCUAAUCUUCGCUCUGUUCAAUCCUUUUUCUGCAGUAAGUUGGGAGCUUUUUAGUUCAAUUGAUUUUGUUCCCUUGUCGCCAUAUAAAAAGCGAUCACCCCGCCGCUCUGUGGGCGUGCGUGUCUGUUACGUUAAAGCCUGAGUUUUUACCAAAGUGUUAUUCGGUUUAAUUUUUAAAACAAAAAUCACACGCACGGGGAAGUUUAACGCGGUGAUGAUCAGCCAUUAAGUUUAGAGGUGGAAUAUUAUUAUUUUUUUUUUAAUGUAUAACAAUUUCGUUCAAUGCAAACAACUGCUUCAGUUAGUGCGGGUUAGUGUAAAAUGUUACGUGUAACACCAGUAAACAAUAAAUAACAUAAAACAAAGGAAAGGUUGACUUCAAAAUAAAACAAAAAUCUUAUCAUGAUGAUUUUGUCUUGUGGGAUUGAAGGCAAAUAGAGAAAGGGUACGAAGAAGGGCGCAAGGUGCCAAUUAAAGUGACGUAGUACGAAUGCGCGCGUGUGUGUGUGUGUCUGUAUGUGUUUGUGUGUCUGUAUUGAGAAGGCGUUAGGGUAUAUAUUGCGAUUAUAUAUUAUACAUCGUAUACAUACAUACACGUCUUUUCUUCGCAUAGCAUAGCAAAAGAGAGUCCGUGUUACGGGUGAAUAGUCCUUAAUUACCAUCGUAGAUGUUUAGCCAUUUUGUAGCACCAUAAGGCCACCAUCGGAGCAACAUCCGUGCUGGUGCGUCGAUAUCAAUUCCACAUAAUCGCGUCAUGUAGUAGCAAUCUUUAGGUGGGAUCGUUAUGAUCGUUGUUUAGGGUUUGCGCUUUAUCCUAUGCUCGAAUUGUGCAACCUUUCUCUUCUAUGAGAUGCAAAUUUGGGAAGAAAGCGGGAACGAUUCCGGACGGUAGGAUGAUCACGAGAUCGCCAUAAGGAUGUGUACUAUACAAAGUGAAGUUUUUUUUUUUUGUUUUGUUUUGCACCCUAACCCUUACUGAAUGUACCGCUUCACCAACCAAAAGAUUAUCAAUGGAUUUGUCGUUUAAUAGGUGGAUUAAUAGAAAGGGGGGAAAAACAAUAAAAUUUCAAUUUUACACCCCGCAAGACUUAGAAAAAGAUGAUAAAAGUAGGAGGGAAAGUGGUGAUGAAAUCAAUUCAAACGUAAAUUACCAUUGCAUGAAGUGAACGAUGAAUUACGAGUAAACUAAGCAAAAGAUGAAACAGUAAAACAUACUGUAAACACACUUUCUGGCGUAUGUAUGAAUGGUAAAAUCGGCAGUUCAAAUACAGCGUUAAUACUUCAUCAUCAUAACGAUCGUAAAGCAGAACAGUUUUGGGGCAGAACGUUUUCAGACUUAAAAAGCAAAUGACAAUAAAUUAUUAUUUAUUGAAUAUCCUAUAAAAUAGAUGCACACCAAACUGCUGUUACGCACGGACGGCAAUAUGCGAACAACCGCAAAAGAUCUGUAAUAAACGUUAAUGAAGGAAACAAAUAAAUCUACUGGAGUAAAACAAUAAAA
This is a messenger RNA of Anopheles funestus (African malaria mosquito), 17178 nucleotides long. RefSeq names its product zinc finger protein ush (gene ush). The transcript has 11 exons. Gene Ontology annotation, cellular component: nucleus. Bases 10733 to 15205 code for a protein of 1490 amino acids. Gene Ontology annotation, molecular function: RNA polymerase II-specific DNA-binding transcription factor binding. Gene Ontology annotation, biological process: cell differentiation; negative regulation of transcription by RNA polymerase II; positive regulation of transcription by RNA polymerase II. The record is from RefSeq and is a predicted model, not a curated record. Lineage: Eukaryota; Metazoa; Arthropoda; Insecta; Diptera; Culicidae.